AAGUAAGUUUAUAAACUGAAAGUUCCUAGAAGUUUGCUCAGCCUUCUAAUAGUCUUAGUGAGAAGAAUGCAUCACUUAUGCUCAUUGAGUAAUCAUUCACAAUUCUGUUACUAUUAGACUUAUUCGAAUCUGUGUAUCUUGAUGGGAAAUAGACUCUAUUAUUAGCUAGCUAAAUGCAUCAUCUUAUGGAAGUUCUUUGGUUUAUUUCCUAUUGUGCUUGUUUACUCUGUUUAAUGGGUAGAACAUGUGCAGUGUCCCAUAGCAUCAGUCAAUCUCAAUCUAUAAGUGAUGGUGAGAGUUUAGUUUCUCAAGGGGGAACUUUUGAGCUGGGUUUCUUUAGUCCAGGCAGUUCAACGCACCGGUACUUGGGCAUUUGGUAUAAGAAUAUUUCCGUCAGAACUGUCGUUUGGGUGGCGAACAGGAAAACCCCAAUUAAAGAUCUCGGUGGAGAACUAACGAUUAACAGCACAGGCAGUAUCGUGGUUUCCAGUAGGACUAGUGGUGUUAUUUGGUCAACAAAUUCAUUCAAGGUUGUUAAAGCACCUGCUUUACGGCUUUUGGAUUCUGGGAAUCUUGUCGUAAGCGACGAGAAGGGCAGUAACUCGGAUGUCUAUUUGUGGCAGAGCUUUGAUUACCCAUCUGAUACACUAUUACCUGGAAUGAAGCUUGGAUGGGAUUUACGAACGGGUCUUGAUAGGCGGCUCUCUUCGUGGAGGAACUCAGAUGACCCCUCCCCUGGAGAAUUAAGUGCUGGCAUAGAGCUCCAUGAAUAUCCCCAGUCAGUUAUAUGGAAGGGCUCCAGAAUUUACUACCGCAGUGGUCCGUGGACUGGAGAGCGAUUUAGUGGUGCUCCUGAAUUAAGGGUGAAUCCGGUAUUCGAUUACAGCUUUAUAUCUAACAAAGAUGAAGUGUACUACACCUACCAACUGAAAAACAAGUCUGUCAUUUCAAGGUUGGUCCUGAAUGAUACAAGCUCUUCUCGACAGCGGUAUGUGUGGGUAGAAGCCGAUCAAGCCUGGAGGCUUUAUGCAUCAGUGCCACGUGAUUAUUGUGAUACUUAUCGCCUUUGUGGUGCGAACGGAGUUUGUGCAAUCAGUGACUCACCUGUUUGUCAAUGCUUGGAAGGUUUUAAACCAAAAUCACCGGAAAAAUGGAAUUCAGUGGACUGGUCGGGGGGAUGCACUCUCAGCAAGCCAUUGAGCUGCCAGAGUAAGGAUGUGUUCGUCAAAUUUUCUCAACUGAAACUACCGGAUACUGCCAACUCUUGGGUAAAUGGUACUAUGGAUAUUAAAGAUUGCAGGGAAGCAUGCUUGAAAAAUUGUUCGUGUAUGGCUUACUCAAACUCAAAUUUUAGAGGACAGGGAAUUGGAUGUGUCCUUUGGUUCCAUGAUCUGAUUGAUAUUCGGCAGGUUCCAAAUGGUGGCCAGUACCUCUAUAUACGGAUUGAGGCUUCAAAACAGGCUGGAAGGCGUGUGGUUAAUGGAGUCUUGAUUAGUCUAAUCACCGGGGCUGUGGUUUUUGGGUUGGUUCUCGUCUGCUACUAUCUUUCUCUGAGGAAGACGAAGGUUAGAGGGAUAGUACGCAGACAAGAUAACUCGACUAGUGAAGGCCCAAAAGAAGACAUGGAGCUACCGGUUUUUGACUUGGCAACAAUUGUUAAUGCUACUGAUAACUUUUCAUUUAACAACAAGCUUGGUGAAGGAGGGUUUGGACCUGUUUACAAGGGAACACUAGUAGAUGGAUGGGAAAUCGCUGUGAAGAGGCUUUCCAAGAGUUCUGGACAAGGAUUACAUGAAUUCAAAAAUGAAGUAAAGCUGAUAGCGAAACUCCAGCACCGAAAUCUUGUAAAGCUCAUUGGAAGUUGUAUUGAUGGUGAAGAGAAGAUGUUGAUCUAUGAAUACAUGGCUAACGGAAGCUUGGACUCUUUUGUUUUUGAUCAAACAAGGCGGGAACAAUUGGGCUGGUCAAAGUUCUUUCAGAUUAUCGGUGGAAUUGCACGUGGUCUUCUCUACCUUCACCAGGAUUCAAGAUUGAGAAUUAUUCACAGAGAUCUCAAAGCAAGUAAUGUGUUGCUUGAUGCUGAGCUGAAUCCGAAGAUUUCAGACUUUGGUUUGGCGAGGACCUUUCAAGGAGAUCAGUGCGGAGACAACACAGAAAAGGUUGCUGGAACUUUUGGCUAUAUGGCUCCAGAAUAUGCGCUCUAUGGUCUAUUUUCAGUAAAAUCUGAUGUCUUUAGUUUCGGUUUGCUAUUGUUGGAGAUAGUAAGCGGAAAGAAGAAUCGAUGCUUCCGUCAUCCACAUGAUCAUCACGGUCUUAUAGGAUACGCAUGGAGAAUGUGGACGGAAGGGACACCCCUCGAAUUAGUUGAUUUCUCGUUUGAGGACGACUCAAGUUCUAUGUCGGAGAUAUUGAGGUGCAUUCAUGUAAGUCUAUUAUGUGUCCAGCAGAGUCCGGAUGAUAGACCAAAUAUGUUAUCUGUGAUUCUGAUGUUGAAUGGAGAGAGUACACUAGCACAGCCGAAAGAACCCGGUUUUCUGAGAGAUGUGAUACCAAGUGAAAUUACUUCUAUCAGGUCUGAGUAUGACUCUUGUGCUACAAAUGAAAUUACAUUUUCCUCGUUCGGGGCUCGUUAGAGAACUUCUAACGUUGUUAAAACUAAUGUUUUGCUUUUACUUUAUUUGGUAAUGAUGAUGACAUGAGUUGAGCGAAAAUGAAACAAUAAGGAUUUAUGUAGUCGAUCCCAACUUGUUUGGCACUGAGGCGUAGUAGUUGUUGCUGGGCUCCUUAAGCAGACCACUCAUACUUGGAAAAAAAAUCCCAAGUGUAUUCCAAUUCUAAAUACAUCAUCCAUUUAUAUACCA
Lycium ferocissimum is the source of this 2861-nucleotide messenger RNA. RefSeq names its product G-type lectin S-receptor-like serine/threonine-protein kinase At4g27290. Bases 174 to 2633 code for a protein of 819 amino acids. Gene Ontology annotation, molecular function: protein serine/threonine kinase activity; ATP binding. The record is from RefSeq and is a predicted model, not a curated record. Gene Ontology annotation, biological process: recognition of pollen; protein phosphorylation. The transcript has 7 exons. NCBI's taxonomy places the organism in Eukaryota, Viridiplantae, Streptophyta, Magnoliopsida, Solanales, Solanaceae.